CUGGGGCCUACCCCGACCCUCUGGGAGGCCGCCCCGUCUGCGGCGUGACGGGCGGCCCAGAUGGUCACCAUGGGCCAGUGUUACUACAAUGAGACCAUCGGCUUCUUCUACAACAACAGUGGCAAGGAGCUCAGCUCCCACUGGCGACCCAAGGAUGUGGUUGUGGUGGCCCUGGGGCUGACUGUCAGCGUGCUGGUGCUGCUGACCAACUUGCUGGUCAUCGCAGCCAUCGCCUCCAACCGCCGCUUCCACCAGCCCAUUUACUACCUGCUCGGCAACCUGGCCGCAGCCGACCUCUUUGCUGGUGUGGCCUACCUCUUCCUCAUGUUCCACACGGGCCCUCGCACCGCCCGGCUCUCGCUGGAGGGCUGGUUCGUGCGGCAAGGCCUGCUGGACACGAGCCUGACCGCCUCAGUGGCCACCCUGCUAGCCAUCGCCGUGGAGCGGCACCGCAGCGUGAUGGCUGUGCAGCUGCACAGUCGCCUGCCCCGCGGCCGUGUCGUCCUGCUCAUCGUGGGGGUGUGGGUGGCCGCGCUGGGCCUGGGGCUGCUGCCCGCCCACUCAUGGCACUGCCUCUGUGCCCUGGACCGCUGCUCACGCAUGGCCCCCCUGCUCAGCCGCUCCUACCUGGCCGUCUGGGCCCUGUCCAGCCUGCUUGUCUUCCUGCUCAUGGUGGCUGUCUACACCCGCAUUUUCUUCUAUGUGAGGCGGAGGGUGCAGCGCAUGGCGGAGCACGUCAGCUGCCACCCCCGCUACCGAGAGACCACACUCAGCCUGGUCAAGACCGUUGUCAUUAUCCUGGGGGCGUUCGUGGUCUGCUGGACGCCAGGCCAGGUGGUGCUGCUCCUGGACGGUCUGGGCUGCAAGUCGUGCAACGUUCUGGCCGUGGAGAAGUAUUUCCUACUCUUGGCUGAGGCCAACUCACUGGUCAAUGCCGUGGUGUACUCAUGCCGAGAUGCUGAGAUGCGCCGCACCUUCCGCCGCCUCCUCUGCGGUCUGUGCCUUCGCCGGUCCACCCACGAGUCUGCCCGCUACGCACCCUCCACCCGAACAGGUCCCAGCACUCGCAUCAUGCUUCCAGAGAAUGGCCACCCCCUGAUGGACUCCACCCUUUAGCAGAUGCACCGGGCUCUACCUAAGCUACAGGACAGACCCUCAGUCCGCCGUGGCACGACGCCCCUGCCAGCCUUCCCCAGGCCCACAGC
Messenger RNA from Neomonachus schauinslandi (Hawaiian monk seal), 1205 nucleotides. It is a transcript of the gene LPAR2, whose product is annotated as lysophosphatidic acid receptor 2. Lineage: Eukaryota; Metazoa; Chordata; Mammalia; Carnivora; Phocidae. The transcript is spliced from 3 exons. The record is from RefSeq and is a predicted model, not a curated record. The coding region runs from base 61 to 1116 and encodes 351 amino acids. Gene Ontology annotation, cellular component: membrane. Gene Ontology annotation, biological process: G protein-coupled receptor signaling pathway. Gene Ontology annotation, molecular function: lysophosphatidic acid receptor activity.